AAUUGCUACGAACAAAGUUAUGGCGAGGUGGAUGAGGACAAGCAGUUUGCAUCACGAAUGCGUUCUGUCAUCAUAGAGAUGUACAAUCAGUGGGAGAAAGCCGCUGAUGGCGACAUGCCUGACAAGCACCGACUCAUGGUGAUCAUAUCACUCUUCGUUUUCUUUUAUCUGCAUUUUCCCACAAAAGACACUAAACUACCGAAGUUAAUGUGGAAAAGUCACAGAAAGAUUGUGGCCUUUCACCUUGUUGGAGACAUCCUAUGGAUUCCGUGUGAAUUUCUUAUGCGAGAAAUUCCUUCCAUAGUGAAUGCUGUGGAUAAGAAGAGCGUCAAAUUCAUUCAGCAUUUGCGAGAAACAUUCUAUGUCGAGCACUGUGAUGGUAUGCUCGAAGAAGCUGUCUCACACAUAGCUACAGCCGAAGAUUGGCAAUUCAAGGUAUUGAUUUGA
Molecule: messenger RNA, 447 nt
Organism: Cylicostephanus goldi
Lineage: Eukaryota; Metazoa; Nematoda; Chromadorea; Rhabditida; Strongylidae
Source: the annotation of a GenBank genome assembly